Aegilops tauschii subsp. strangulata is the source of this 1154-nucleotide messenger RNA. RefSeq lists its product as uncharacterized. Gene Ontology annotation, molecular function: DNA-binding transcription factor activity; transcription cis-regulatory region binding. NCBI's taxonomy places the organism in Eukaryota, Viridiplantae, Streptophyta, Magnoliopsida, Poales, Poaceae. Gene Ontology annotation, cellular component: nucleus. Gene Ontology annotation, biological process: positive regulation of DNA-templated transcription. The record is from RefSeq and is a predicted model, not a curated record.
UAUAGGCCUUUUAGCAUAUGCCUUAGCAAUAUUGGUUUGUUUUUAAUCAAAAUAUACAAUACCUAAAGUAGACAGCUCAGCAACCACUACAAAAUGGUCCCACAAAUGAUUCAAAAAAUCCCGGAAAUGCCCCUCUAAAACCCUCUAUAAAUAGCACGGCUCUUCAUUUCUUCCCUCCCUUUUCCCCCUUCUCCUUCCUAAAUCACUGAAUUACCACUCUACCCUUAUCAUGCCGUCCUCAAGUUCCGCUUCCGUUCAAGCCUUCGCGCCACAAAACCACGGGUUCGGAACGAACACGGAGCCAAUUCCGAUCGAAGAUGCGGCAGCGGCCUCGCCGCCGGUGACGGAUGCCUUUGUGGUCGGCGUCGACACCGCGGACGACGUCGACGGCCGGAGGCUCAGGCGGAAGAUCUCCAACCGGGAGUCGGCGCGCCGGUCGCGCGCGCGCAAGCAGCGGCACCUCGACGACCUCCGCGCCCUGGCCGCAAGCCUGCGGGGCGGCCGCCGCGAGCUCGCGGCGCGCGUGCACGCCGCCCGAAGCCGCGUCACUAUCGUCCUCCACGCCAACGACGAGCUCCGCGCGGAGGCCGCCGCCCUGAGCCGCCGCCUCGAGGUGGCGGCUCAUCGCGCGCUCGCCCUGAACCAGCUGUACGCCGCGGCCGCCGGUCUCGGAGCCGGGACGUUCGAGCAGGCCGCUGCCUCGCUGAUCGCCUGGAGCUGAUAGGCGCCGUGCGUGCAUGCAUCAUGCACGUGCACGGGUAGGGUCUACGUACUUUCUCUGGUAAACGGUAAAGAGAAGGCACGACGUACCGUGGGAUAGCUAGCUAGCUUCAUCAGUCCUGAAGUGAAUGUCAAAGAAAAAAGCUUUCAGUCCUGAAGUCUUGUGAUUGGGUAGAUAUAUCAGUCACCAAGUAAAAGAACGGGACAUAAUGGCACGAUUAAUUCGUGACCGUUAAAGGCACAAAAAAAAGUUGGAAUGUAAUUUUACUAAACCAACAUCUAAACCUUGUGUUCGUCGACUGGUUCCCCCUGUCCUGCCGGCUCCAUAUAUAUUUUCUCUUCUGAAUUCUUGGUUAUGCAUUGCACGACCGAGUACGUACGUAGCACCAUUCAGUGGUUCUGACAUGAGCACUGGUAUAUCUCGCCUCAACUAC